AGGAGAGUAAUUACUGUACAUCAUGGGUCUGUUUAAUUCAACACCACAAGGACCGAUUAAAGAAGAACUAGCUUUUGAACAACCGUGGAGGACAGUGAACUGGAGUGGUAGAGAAGACAUGAUAAGGAAACUGAAGGAGUUUCAGGCAACACAAGGAGUCAACCAGCUGAGGAUUCUGGUUGUGGGACCAACAUCUUCUGGGAAGUCCUCCUUUAUUGCAUCAAUUGAUUCUGUCCUCCAAGGCCGCAUCACUUACCUCAGUUUUCCUCUCACCAAUAAUCCCAGAGGCAUUAGAAGGCAUAAUUUCUACAACUUAAGAAGGGACACAGAUGGAUCUUUCUUACCAUUUGUGUUGGGUGACACCAUGGGUCUCCAAGAGGAUUUGAGUGGCAUGGACACUGAUUACAUUAUCAACAUUCUACACGGCCGAGUGCAAGAGGGAGAUACAUUGAAUAAUUUGGAGGGACCGAACAACGAGACUGAUGACUUUAACAGAAUCCAGAGUCUAAAUGAUAAGGUCCACUGUCUGGUGUUUGUCCUCUCAGCUGACAAAAUCUCUGAAGUGUCAGAAAGAAUUUUUUACAAAUUGAAACUUGUUCUGCACCAAGCACGUGAACUGGGAAUUCCUCAAGUUGUCAUGAUGUCCAAGGUGGAUAAAGCAUGUUCACUGGUAUCAGCAGACCUGAAAAUGAUCUAUAAGAGCAAGAAAAUCAAAGCUAAAAUGGAUGAAUGCAGCAGCAGACUGGGUGUUGCAGUGAAAUACAUCUUACCUGUAAAGAACUACUGCGAGGAAAUGACCCUCAAUGUUGAGACAGAUAUUCUGAUUCUUACAGCAAUGACAAGUAUUUUAAAUUUUGCCACUGACUUUGUGCAAAAGGAAAUCUAAAAAAAACAUAUUAGGAAGUUUUGGUGGAAACCAGAUAAAGUGUACAUUAAGGAAGAUUCUAGUCAUCUUUAUGUAUAGUGGACCACUUCUCAGUUUAGCUUUCCAGCAGAAAAAUAAAUCUAAAAUUUAGUUGAGCAGUUUAGUGCCGCUAAUGGAUUUAAGCAAAAUAUAUUCAUAUCCUCAUAGGGAGUGUCUCAUUUACGGGCCAAAUCCUUCAAAGGACACAUUUGAAGACUGAUUAUGUCAUAGGAUCACGAAUAAGGCUGUUGAAUUUCAAAGGUUCUUUUAAAUGUGGCUGACAAAUGCAACCUUUUCUCCCUUGACAAAGAAAGAUUCAACAGUGUAUACUUUGGCUCUCAACCUAUCCAAAGAUUCUUUGCAAGCCAGGAUACCAGAAGAGAGGAUUGCAGAUGUAGGACCUGAGGAUAGUAAAAUAAUAAAAGUUUUCAUGAGACAUGGUUUAAUGUUGUUGCAACCACAUCCAACUUAUGCCACAACCUUUUUUAUAACCAGGAUUAUUUUUAAUUUACAUAUAAUUAUACUUAAUGUUAUAUUAAAGGUGGAAACACCUGGUGAUUCAAAUAAGAAGUCCUUCUUAGACUAGACCAUCUCAUUUUGGUUCAGCGGUCCUUUAUGGUCCUUUAAAGGAUGUGGCCCAGAAAUGUGACACAUCCAUAGUGUACAUACACUACUGUUCAAAAGUUCGGGGUUACUUUCUAACUCCAUGAUCGUAGCUGAUUUUAAUUUCUUUCUACAUUGUAAAGGAAUGCUGAAGGCAUUAAAAAAUGCAUUAAUCUCCUUUGAACAGUAAAUGGUGAGAUGUGUCUGCUACUUAUGCUCUGUAAAGACUUCAUAUCGCAUCUAAUCUGAGGUUCUGUUAAUUGGUCAUUUUUUUAGGCUGAUAACUCUAAAUGAACUUCUCGUCUGCGGCAGAGGUAGGUUUUGGUCUUGCCCUCCUGAGAUGGCCUUCAUGAAAGCCAGUUUCUGUAAUGAAGACAGACUUCACGCGAUUUUAUUUUACUUCAGAUGCUAUGAUGGUACUUAGGAGCAGGAACUUGAAGGAAACUAACUGAAGAGUAAGGAUAAACGGUAUGAUUUACUUUCUGCUGGUGGCGAGGAGAAGGAGGGUGGCGAAACCCAGACUGACGAGACUUGGAGAGGAGUCCACUGAUGCACCACGACGGUAAGAGGAAAAGCUCAGAGAUAGCUACAGGGGCUGCUUCUGGAAACAAGAGUACAGGUAAGCCAAUUUAUACUAUUUGUUCUUCUUAUGCGAGCGUAGAAAGUUGAGUCCACUUUGUAGACAUGAGCCCGGACACUGACUGAGGUGCUGAGUGUGGUUUUGUGCUGCUGCUGAUUGGAGACAGGUGAUGGUGGUUAGAAUUCUGAAGAUAUAGGGCAUGGUGUCUAACUGAUUUCGGAGCCUGGCCUGACUGUGACAUUACCCCCUCUUCCACGACCCGCUCCUGAGGGUCGACCUCUCUGACGUCAUCUUGGUCUACCCCAUCCUCUGGGUGCCGGACAAUCGGGGUGCGCGUUAUAAAACUCUUUCAAUAGUGUGGGGUCGAGGAUGUCGUCACGAUGAUCCCAGGAUCUUUUUUCAGGACCAUAUCCUUCCCAGUCUACCAGAUACUCUAAACGACCACCACGGCGUCUGGAAUUCAGCAUGUCCUGGACCUGGUAGAUAGUGCCUUCGUUGAUGAUGAUAGGAGGAGAAGGGGGCUCUUCCUCUUUAGGGCCAGACUCUGUGGGAGAAAUGACAGGAUCAUGAUAUGGUUUUAACAGGGACACAUUAAAGGUAGGGUGAAUACGAUUGUGAGGGCAGUUGUAAUUUGUACUUUACCGGAUUCAGUUGUUCCAGGACUUCGAAGGGACCUGCGAAGGUUCGAAGGUUCCAGGACUUCGUAGGGACAUACCUGGGGCUAAGCUU
This is a messenger RNA of Clarias gariepinus (North African catfish), 2816 nucleotides long. RefSeq names its product interferon-induced protein 44-like. The record is from RefSeq and is a predicted model, not a curated record. NCBI's taxonomy places the organism in Eukaryota, Metazoa, Chordata, Actinopteri, Siluriformes, Clariidae. Bases 23 to 886 code for a protein of 287 amino acids. The transcript is spliced from 7 exons.